This is a messenger RNA of Girardinichthys multiradiatus, 2142 nucleotides long. RefSeq names its product phospholipase A2, group VII (platelet-activating factor acetylhydrolase, plasma) (gene pla2g7). Bases 284 to 1591 code for a protein of 435 amino acids. Gene Ontology annotation, molecular function: 1-alkyl-2-acetylglycerophosphocholine esterase activity. The record is from RefSeq and is a predicted model, not a curated record. NCBI's taxonomy places the organism in Eukaryota, Metazoa, Chordata, Actinopteri, Cyprinodontiformes, Goodeidae. The transcript is spliced from 11 exons.
CUCGCCGGCAGCUAAAUGAUGCGGAUCCAUUGCCCCUUAGCUCCCACUUUUGCUCGCAGCGGCUGGUUGUCAAACUCGGGCAGGUUAAGCCGCUACCAAAUGACUCAUACAGUUGUUAUGUUUAAGAAAUGCGCAUGACAGCACCAUAAUGACUGAUGUAGACGAAAAACAUAUUUCCGUGUCUCCCUCAGGCCUUGUUGUUGUUUAGUCGGUUGCUAUCCGUGAUUUUUGGUAUCAGCCGCUCGGAGCGGGUUUAACUCGUUUUUCACAAGGACGAAGGUCGAUGUCUUUUAAUGGAGGAUUUGUGCACAUAGCAGUGAAGACGAUUUACGAGUGGACAAAGAGAGAACAGUGGAGGUACAUUCUAGGCUUCUUUGCCAUGGGGAACUCCUGCAGUAAUCAUCUGGGGAUCCCUCCUGCGAAGGGCCCCAACCAAGUGGGCUGCACCGACUUUAUGAUGGACCACACUGCCCAGGGCAGCUUCUUCAGACUUUACUAUCCCUGCCAGGAGACGGAAAAAGCCGAGAAGCCCGACUGGGUCCCGAGCAUGGAGUACUUUUACGGCCUGGCGGACUUCAUGAAAAUCAACAGGACCUUGAGUGAAAAGAUUUUUGAAUACCUUUUUGGCUCCUAUAAGAUCCCAGCCUACAUGGAUGCUCCAUUUAAAUCCAAUGAAAAGUGUCCCGUGGUCAUUUUCUCCCACGGCCUCGGUGCCUUCAGGACUUUGUAUUCAGCUAUUUGUGCAGAGCUGGCCUCUCGGGGCUUCAUUGUGGCAUCCGUGGAACACAGAGAUGAGUCAGCCUCGGCUACAUUUUACUUCCAUGAGAAGACAGAACCCGACCUGACCCAGGAGAGCUUGUCCAAAACAUCAUCGGCUGCAGUCCAAGACGACCUGGUGAAGGAGUGGAUCUACUACAGAACUCUGAAGCGCGGCGAGAGGGAAUUCCCCCUCAGGAACAAGCAGGUGAAACAACGAGCAGAUGAGUGCAUCCUGGCUCUGGAUAAACUCACCGAGAUCAACUCUGGAGUAGCGGUGCAGAAUGUUCUGCAGACACAGUUUGACUGGACAACACUGGAGAACUCCAUGGACCUGUGUAGGACAGCAGUGAUGGGACAUUCCUUUGGUGGAGCAACUGUUAUUGAAGCCCUGUGCAAAGAGGUUAAAUUCAAGUGCGGAGUAGCUCUAGACGCCUGGAUGUUUCCUUUAGAUGAUGAGGUCUUUCCUCGGGUGAAGCAGCCCAUUUUCUUCAUUAACUCUGAGAAGUUCCAGUGGGCUGGAAACAUCAGCCGCAUGAAGAAGUUGGACUCUGAAGUUGUACAGCGGAAAAUGAUCACAAUCAGAGGCACAGUUCACCAGAGCUUUCCAGACUUUACCUUCCUGACAGGGAACUGGAUCGGGAAGCUAUUGAAGCUUAAAGGAGAGAUCGAUCCAGAGCUAGCCAUAGACCUCUCCAACAAAGCAACUUUGGCCUUUCUGCAACGCCAUCUCGGUCUGGAGAAGCACUUUAAUCAGUGGGACCCUCUGAUUGAUGGGCAAGAUGAAAACCUCAUCCCAGGAACUAAUGUAAUUGUGCUCCAGUCUGCUAUCUGAACAUCCACUGUGCCUCAAAGGUCGCAGGCACAUCCAGAUGGAGGCCUGCUCUCGCCUUGCGCUCCAGAAUCAUUCCAACAAGUUACUCUGAAACAGACUGAGGAUAACUUGUUGGAUUAUUAGUGGAGAGAAAAAGCCGGUCUACCUCAUACGCAGGAAGGAGAAAAGCACCAAGUAUACUGCUGAUGGUAUCAAGAGGUCUCCAUGUACAAAGGACUUCCUUUCACCAUUGUUGAAAUCUUUCAGCAGCAGUUUCACAAGGUUUCAUUUUUGUAUAGUAAAAGCCAAGUAUUUGAAGUAAUUCCUGCGCAGCUCAGAUUUUACAACUGCUGUGAUUAGGUUCCAAGAGCUUCAAUAAUAAUCAUGUGAUACAAGCUGAUUUUUAAUUAGUAGCUUAGCCAAAUAUAAAGCCUCACUUCAGGCGUUAAAACACUAAAGCCUGCAGUAAGAUCCUAUGUGAUGCAGGCUGAUAUGAUUCAUCAUUGCUAACUAGCAUCUCUAUACUAUCUACGUGUUUUAAACGAGUCUAAUAAAUCUGGUUUUUACACAAA